This is a messenger RNA of Miscanthus lutarioriparius, 1305 nucleotides long. NCBI's taxonomy places the organism in Eukaryota, Viridiplantae, Streptophyta, Magnoliopsida, Poales, Poaceae. The record is from the annotation of a GenBank genome assembly.
AUGCAGAGGGACACCGGCGCCGGCGACCGGACGCCGGGCACCCCGAGCCCGACGCACGGUGGCCGCCUUAGGCACCGGAAGCGCUCCAACGAGGUUCCCAGCGACGUGAACACGACUAAUGGCGCCAACCUGCUCUUGAACGAUCAGAACAAGUACAAGUCGAUGCUAGUUCGUACCUACUCCUCGCUGUGGAUGAUGGCCGGGGUUGUGUUCUUGAUAUAUAUGGGGCAUCUCUACAUCUGGGCCAUGGUGGUGGUCGUCCAAAUCUUCAUGGCCAAGGAGCUCUUCAACCUUCUCCGGAAGGCCAAUGAAGACCGGCAGCUCCCAGGGUUCAGGAUGCUCAACUGGCAUUUUUUCUUUACUGCGAUGUUGUUUACCUAUGGCCGCUUCCUUAGCCGUCAACUUGUUAACACGGUGACUUCAGAUAAGUUGUUGUACAAGCUGGUGAGCAGGCUCAUCAAGUACCAGAUGUUUAUUUGCUACUUUCUCUACAUAGCAGGUUUUGUUUGGUUUAUUAUCACACUAAAGAAAAAGGCAUACAAGUACCAGUUCAGUCAAUAUGCAUGGACUCACAUGAUCCUUCUCAUGGUAUUUGCCCAGUCAUCUUUCACUGUGGCAAACAUUUUUGAUGGAAUAUUCUGGUUCCUCCUCCCAGCUUCGUUAAUUGCUAUCAAUGAUGUUGCUGCAUAUUUCUUUGGAUUCUUCUUUGGGAAAACACCACUGAUCAAGCUCUCUCCAAAGAAAACAUGGGAAGGAUUUAUAGGUGCAUCAGUGACAACAUUGCUUUCUGCAUUUGUGCUUGCUAAUUUCAUGGGCCAUUUCCAGUGGUUGACAUGCCCAAGAAAGGAUUUAUCAACUGGAUGGCUUCAUUGUGACCCAGGUCCUAUGUUUACACCAGAAAGUUACGAUCUACCAGGAUGGAUGCCACAAUGGUUUCCAUGGAGAGAAAUUGCAGUUAUGCCUGUUCAAUGGCAUGCCUUAGCUCUUGGUUUGUUUGCUUCAAUAAUAGCACCCUUUGGUGGCUUUUUCGCAAGUGGCUUCAAGAGGGCAUUCAAAUUUAAGGAUUUUGGGGACAGCAUACCUGGUCAUGGUGGAUUUACAGAUAGGAUGGACUGCCAAAUGGUCAUGGCUGUCUUCGCGUACAUCUAUUACCAAUCAUUUGUGAUGGUACAGGACUUAUCUGUUGAGACUAUGCUAGAGCAGAUACUACGGAAUCUGACCUUUGAGGAGCAGCAUGAUCUCCCUAACACCCCUAAGAACGAAACAAAGAACCGCAACGCUGACAUGAAUUGCAUCGCUGAAUGA